This is a messenger RNA of Cladophialophora psammophila CBS 110553, 198 nucleotides long. RefSeq lists its product as uncharacterized. The annotation marks the transcript as partial. The record is from RefSeq and is a predicted model, not a curated record. The transcript has a single exon. NCBI's taxonomy places the organism in Eukaryota, Fungi, Ascomycota, Eurotiomycetes, Chaetothyriales, Herpotrichiellaceae.
AAACGUUCAGGAGAGAUAUUCCAAAGACAAUUCACACGAGUCCAAGCUAGAGACUCAGAGACGCUAACUAAGCAGGCUAAGACUCUGAUCUCGACUUUUCGACACUCUAAGGGCGUAGUGAAUCUUCAGCGAACGUUCUUUCGAUUCAAUUUAACAACGACGACGGCGCUGCUCUUUGGCGAAUCUAUCGAGACACUG